Molecule: messenger RNA, 5054 nt
Organism: Scatophagus argus
Lineage: Eukaryota; Metazoa; Chordata; Actinopteri; Scatophagidae
Product: RING finger protein 122-like
Exons: 6
Coding region: 2888-3286 (132 amino acids)
Cellular component (GO): endomembrane system
Molecular function (GO): ubiquitin protein ligase activity; zinc ion binding
Source: RefSeq, a predicted model, not a curated record
GCAACCAUUUUUCUUGAAAGCUCAAACUGUUUAACAGUGUUGCUCAGAGGAGAUUUACACAAUUAGCAUUUACAGUUGUACAGAGUUGCAUCUCGGACUGUAUAGAAAUGAACAACAUGACAGCACAAAUGGGAAGCCAAAACAUCUUGAUUGCCCCCUGGUGGCUGGCUCCAGUAAAGGUCUGUGCUCCAUGUUAGCAGAUGGGACAUGAGCCAAAAUAAAACCUUCAAGCACACAUCAAAUAAAUGUUUGUCCAAGAAGAUUUCUGUCACUUUAGGUAGAUUUUAAUUAGUUAUUUGAUGCUAUAAAAAUGCAGUGAAGUGUCAUGAUUAACUGCUGAGUGCUGCUCGCAACUGAGUUGGGCAGACAUAUGGGCAGGAACUCAAUACUGCGAGUUCACAAACUUAUCAGCCUCUGGAAGUGAUGUCACUAGAGCAAAAUGACAGUUCUCAUAUCUAGGCGGUGGAUGCAGGCUGUCUGAGGGGCAGUGGUGAAAAAAAAUAUAAGGGGCACCAGCUGCAUGCAGUGGGAAACGAGUGGCAGAAAAUUAUGUGUAUUUAUGAUGAAGCAGUUCCAAAUCCUAGUUAAGAUUGAAAGUGUUUCAUUAUGUGGCUCAUAUCUAAAGUAUCACUACAAUACCUCUUAAAUAAAAACACACAGGGAACUACUAUUUAACCAUCAAGAGGCAUGUAGAGGCCAAUUCAUUUUCUACCAUUUCGGCCUGUUGAACACUGCAUUAUGUUUUCUCCUCUGGAGUGGUGCAAUAGAGGGCACUUUAUCAUGUAUUAUCCACCAGUGAGAUGGCUAACUAACCGUGCUCCCAGCACCAUGAGGAAGAUGAGGAAGUUACCUUGUUGCCUCUACAAUGACAUGCUUGCCUAGCCUGGUGUUUGUCUGAGUUUGCUCGACUGCUAUCCGUAGGUCACAUGCACUGGUUGAUAUUUACAGCUGACUUGUGAUGUUGUGUCCAAAUUUUCCAGGCAGUUAUUCAGUUAAUGACAUGGCCAAUAAAAAACAUAUUCACAAUGCAUUUAUAAGAUUGUUUUACUACUAAUAUGACCUGGAAGAGAUUCCAAGAAACUGAGACCUCUAAAGAACGUUUUUAUGUAAUCAGUCAUUAUCUAACCAAAGCUACUAUGCUUUUCUGCACUACUAUUAACAGUAUUAAGGUAAAAUCCUGUCAUGACUGCAUGCAUUUGCACAGUGGCCUGGCUUUUAGUUCUCCACUAUCAAUGAUUUACUAACAUCGUGCUAAGAUUACAGCUGCUUCCUCCUUCACCUGGACCUCCUGUCAAACCCUCUCUAAACCCCCCUACUGUACAACCGAUGACUACAACCUCCAUCUGUGACCCCUGUCCAUUAAAGAAUGACUUUUGAACUCGCAGGUCACCACCACAGUGUAAGCUGUGGCACUUGACCUUAAGAAAUAGUUAAUCACUGCAGUUUAAGGUUUAGGUGCCAUGUAUGGAAAGAAAAGUGCCAUGUUCAAGCCCCUCAGGCAGCAAUCACUUCUUUCUCCCUGGGCCCAAACUCCAGCAAACAACGACUCUUAGCCAAAAAGCAAGUGGAACAAAUUCCUGUGUGACGCAAGGAUGGUUGUAAAAGUUCACAUCAAAGUGCUCUGCAGUGUUGCUGCAGAGAUGCUGUUGCUGUUGAACUUUGUAAAUAUGUGCAAGAUGGCUCUCUUUGUAUGGAAACAGAGUAGAAAGAAAACUCUUAACUCUCCACCUUAGUUUAUUCCCUAAAGAUUUUGCAGUCUAAAUAUCUAAAAAUCUAGCUAGAUUUCCAUUGCCAAAAGUCUUUUGGUCUACACAGCUGUCUCCUUUCCCUGCACUAUCUCACUCAUUUCUUAUUCAAACACAAAAUCAGAAAUUAGGCCCCUCCAUAGCUGUUAUUACACACGGACUCUUCCUGUGCACUCACAUCUCAACUUUAUCUCAACGUCUGCAAACUUUUUGUGGCUCAAGAAACCCUACAGCGUAAGCAGUGUUACGUUGCAGUUUGAAACACGAGAUGCAGUGUGUGUGCCAGCCCUUACAGGUUACACAGAUAUGUAGGCUACACACACAUGUGCCUCCAAAAACCCAACCCCAUGUUCUCUCCAUAAGACACAGACACAGGCAAAGUAUGGGACUGCCAGACAAGGCGAUGUAUGAUGAGAUAUGUUUGUCAUGAGCUAAUGUCCCUCCACAUGGACAGUGAUUACAGAAAAUAUCCACAAUGAACGUUCAGUGAAUAGCCCUUAUGGUCCCCUCUGAAUGAAAGAGUAUAUUGUUAAAAGAAGAUAAACACAUAUACACGUAAACAUGUCUCACUAUCCCUCUGGGAACAGCUAGUUCUUAUGCUCCUUAAUCAGAGCUACUUCAUUUACAGAGCUAUAAUUCAUCUUUAAUCCUGCAUCAAUUGAUUUUUUGGCCACUCGACAGGGCAGGUACAGCAGGUUGUAAACACAGUGCUGACAUAUUAUCAUCUUGUAAAGAUGAUAAUGUCAAACAUGUUUGCAAACACUUGAUUAUGUACACAUUCAGCAGACAUGAACAACAUUAGCAUUAGGGUGACAUUAGCAUUAGCAUCCAACAAAUGAAGCUCUUUUGCUCUUCACCGACACCUGAGAAAAAUAUGUGACUCUUUGGCCUCUAAAUGCUCCACUCAGUUCACCAGCUAGUCACUUUUUUUCUUGUCUGACAUUUGUUGCUGAGCAGACAGAAUAGGCUACUAGGUUUAUCAGAACUUGUUAACCUAAACAACUCUUUUCAGUGGCCAUAAACAAGAUUGAAGAGAGUGGUGAGGCUGAACCAAAGCAGUAAAGUUAAGGCAUUCAACUCAAAAUGCUUGAAGAGGGUGUCUGUGCGACCUUGUAUUGCAGAACAUCGACCCCUACUGCAAAAUGACAUCUGAAGAGCUCUUCCACCUGCCACUCAACGUCUAUAUUAUCAUCCUGGGCAUCGGCCUCUUCAUCCUCAUGCUCAGCCUUAUCUUCUGCUGCUACCUGUUCAGACUCAGGCGACAAGGUGCAAGAGAACAGUAUGGUUACAAUGAGGUUGUUUUGAAAGGAGCGGGAAAGAAACUGAGUCUUCUUGGUCAAACGUGUGCAGUUUGUUUAGAAGAGUUUCGCAGCAGGGAUGAACUUGGAGUAUGCCCUUGUUCCCACGCUUUUCACAAAAAGUGUUUGCUAAAAUGGUUGGAGAUCCGCAGUGUCUGUCCCAUGUGCAACAAGCCCAUUUGCCGCCUCCAGCCUGACGCCCCACAAGCACCUGAGCGACCACCCAGUCUCCUGGAGGUCUGAGAGGGGAACAUACAUCCAGCAGCACUUCGCUCUCUGCAGUCAAAUGACACCUGUCACUGAAGAGCGUCCUGUUUCACUGUCCAACAGAUUGCAGUUUUAGUAAAUGCAAACAUUUUUGAGGCAGAGCUACUUAUAUAAUUAUCUGAGUUCAAAGUCCAGAGCCAAAGAACCUACCUGGAAAAUUAUAUGGGAUGAGAUUAUAACGCUGAGACAAGGGUGGUAUAAAAUUCAUGCUAUAAAAUUCAGCCAGAUUAAGGCUAACUAUCAAGAAGAUAUUGCAAUUUUCAGAAUACAGCCAGGCGUUUAAGCUAGUACACAAGUGCCUUAAAGCUUCUGACCUCUGAAGGCUGCUGAAAAACAAAUGAUCAAGACACAGUGGUGAUGAUUCAUAAGUGUCUCAAAUUCAAGUUAAAGCAUGUAUAUGAGCUGAAUUGACUGAAACAUAUGCGAGACGGCUACCAAGCAAGAGAGGUCUGUUUGGGGCUCUUCAGCUGACAAAACCGGGCCAUUUCAACAGGAGCUAAGGCAUUCUGCGGCCCUGUUUGUGUCAACAAAGCCGGAUAUUUUAAGGUCAAACACCAUCUUUUUCCUGACCAUAACCAAGCGGGCUUUGUGCCUAAACCUAACCAGACCUUGAGGACAGCAUUGUCAGAACACUAAAUAGUUUUUCACGUGGUUUGCAGAAAUGUGCAAUGCUAACAUCUUUUUUGGCAAAUGGGCUGCAUCAACAUCAUGGCAUCAUUGGCAAAAGCAUUGCUUUCAUCACCAUCAGAGUCUGGAGAUAAUGGCUUGUUUGGAAAUGUUCAAAUUCCAGACUUGACUGGCAAGAUACAACACACGCAGCUGUGUGUCUUCUACUUCUGUUUCGCAGCUGUGUUGGUCCCUCAGCAUGUGUUAGAGUGUUACUGCCGUAACGCAACUAAAGAGAUUAUUUCUUCCCCCAGAGCAACUCUGCCUCUGAGAAAGGUUUGUACGACAAACAUUCUGGUUAUUUUCAGUUUGCCCAAAAAAGAAUGCAGCCCCACAAGAAUAUGGUGUGUUUUUCACCGCCACUUAAGAGCCUGGAGCUUGGAAAGAAGAAGAUUCAACCACCAGAUACCAAAUUUCAUGGCAAAUGCAGAGACUGUGAUGAAAGAUGUGCAUGAGAAAACGAGACUCAAAACAAAAUAGGACAUAUGUGAAGUAAAGAGAAUCAGGGGUGUGUGUCUUUCCAUUGUCUCCCAAUCAAUCAGCUCCAUCCUACAGCGUGUUGCCAAGCUGAGUGAAGAAAGUGAGUCCCUAAAUGGCAUGACAGUUGAGUCAUCUGGGAUCUUACAGAAAAGCCAACUAAAUGCUUUCACAACCUCAUCCUGACUCAACCACUAAAAUAACACAUAUAUACAUGGUGUUUAAGUUAUUCCUGGGAAACUGUUUUGUAUCGUGACUGGCUUUCAGUAAAUGUAUUGUGUGUCUGUGAUGCUAAAACACUUUGAUUGUCAUUUGUCAGUGUGUCAUGGUUGCCAGUGGAACAGAACUGAACGAACCAUUCUUCAAUAAAAUCAUAGCUCCCAGUGUCGAAGAACUACUCUGAAUUGAAGUGAUAUAAAUAGACACACUGCACUGAUAUGAAAAGCCUGUUUGUGCUGGUUUCUAGUCAGGAUGAGGUGCACCAUAAACAUCUUUCUCUGUAUGUACCAUGUAAUAUACCAUGAAUACUGUGUAAAUUGUAAAUGCUUUUAAAUUUUCUGACUUUAGGAGAAAAAUUAUAACCAGUGUUUUGAUAAAGUCA